This is a messenger RNA of Trichomonas vaginalis G3, 3024 nucleotides long. RefSeq lists its product as uncharacterized. The transcript has a single exon. The record is from RefSeq and is a predicted model, not a curated record. The coding region runs from base 1 to 3024 and encodes 1007 amino acids. Lineage: Eukaryota; Parabasalia; Trichomonadida; Trichomonadidae.
AUGUCGGCGCCUAAGCCAGUGGAAUUAGCUUGGCUAGCUGCUCCACGGCCUGGACUAAUGGAGGGCUUGAUUACGUCUGGGCUUGUGCCAAAAAAUCAGCAAUUUGUCACACCUGAAAAGCCCAAUCAAAAUUUAAAAUCUCCAAAAAGGGAAGAGCAUCAUGAAAAAAAAACAAAAUUAGCCGGAAGACAGAUAAGCACAGCACAAACCAAGCGACGAGAGUCAACUCUGCAAAUUAAACACGAACCAAAUGAAAUAACAACAUCUCGUUCUCAAAACCCAGCAAAAGUUAAGAGUUUAUUCACGAGUAUCCGUCCGCAAACAGGAUUAGGUGUGUCUUCAAGAAUUAAACCAGAUUCAGAAAAUCCAUUACCUCCAAUUACAGAUCUCAUCUCUACACAGCGAAAAGUUCCUGCUUCUCGUGAAAUACAAUCUCUUUCGAAUCAGUAUCAUCAAUUAAUUGACGGAAUUCAACUAAAUAUCGAAUUACCUCCAGCAGAUCAAGCAAAUCAGAUCUUAGAAACAUCUCAAAACGUAUUUUUGAUAUGGAACAAAGCUAACUCACUUAUACGAAGCUACUCCGAAGAACACACUGUUCUUUUUGUGAAAAUUAAAAAGUUUUUCCAGUCAAGGCUUGAAUUAAUUCCACAGCUCUUCGAACAUUACGAAAAGAGAUUCGUCGAACUCUCGGAUCUAGAAUCCAAAACAAGAAAGGAAAACGAAGAAUUAACUCGAGCUUUAAAAGAAGCAGAGAGAUCCCUUGAACAAAAUACAGCAUUCAACAUGCGCCUUUCAGAAGAACUCGAAGGACGCAAUACACAAGUCGCAGAUCUCAAAAGCGCUUUAGAAACUGCAGAAUAUAAUCGAGAUGCAGCUAUUAGUGAUAAUAAUACUAUGGCAGUUCGAAUGCAGAAGAAUGAAGAGCAAAAGAAUCAAGCGAAACAACUUCUUGCUGAUGCACACAUGAAAAUUGACGAAUUAGAAGGUUUACUUGAAAUGGCCAACGAUAAAAUUAAGGUUUUAGAGAAAUCCGGUGAUGAAUUACUCCCAAGAUUCGCAGAACUUGAACGCGAAAACGAAAAAAUUAAGAAAGAAAACGAAUCUUUGAAAUCAGAUGUAAAACAGUACUUAGUUGAGCCUCAGUAUGUAGAUUUCGAUCAAAUAACUGAUAUGCCUGAAGAGAAUACAAACAGACGUCGAAAGAAAGGCAAAAAAGAUCCUCAUAAAAUGACAAUGACAAGUUCGUCCAAUUUCAAGCUAAACGCAAGCGCAAUGAGUAUGCAACAGUCUUCGACUAAUUUAACUGAUACACAAACUUCAAUUUUCGAUCAAACAGAAAGUUUGAAGCAGAAGAAUAAAAAACCAAGACCGAAAUCACCUCUUAAAUCGGGGACACAAAAUUACUUCAGAAAAGGUCUUGGAGAUGAUAUUCCUGACGAUGCAUCAACAAUUACGAAUUUUGAAGGAUCCACAAAGCUUGAUGAUGACGUAGAAGAGAAGAGUGAACAAGAAAAUACCAAUUUGCUUGACGAAGCUUCUUCAAUUCUGGAAAAAACCGAACAAACUGCAAGAUCUGAACAUAAAAGUGAAGGAGAGCCUGCUAAACCUCCAAAGACACAAUUACCAGCAGAUUAUACUAUCGAUAAUGACCAGCCGCUUGAUACAACAACGAUGAUUAACUAUGUCAACAGAUUAUUACCACUUCCUUUAGGAACUUCUUUAUAUUCUGUACCGGACUUGAAUCAACCAGAGACAAAAGGUAUUUCCGAGCCAAAACCUUUCUUCUGGGUCGCAAGACACAUAAUUUCAUUUUUCCAGACAAUGACGAACACAGACAAUGCAGGAUCAUUAGAUACAGACUGCAAGAGCAUUGUCAGGCAGCAAAUCAUAGAAAAAGGAGGAACUCCUUACGUCGGAAAAAAGAUUUUCCAAGAAUUAAUGAGUUCAACACAGUUUUACAUGCAUUCAUCGCCAUUAGUUCAAUUCUUCUUGAAAUUCAUUAACAAUGAGCUCAAUAUCAUUGAUUUAAUCUUUUUCAAGAUAUUAUUUAACGCAUCUUUCACUUUUAUUUAUCCCAGCAUCUCCAACUUGGAUCUCACCUCAGAUUCCACCCAAUUCCUCAUUCAUUUGAAGAUGGCUCGUCGUUUGCAACAAGCAUUUUUCCCUCAUCUCGACCAAUCAGCGAUUGACGAGCGCCAUUUGCGAGAAGCAACAACAAAAUCACCUUGUGUUGAUCUUGUUGACUUCUGGGCAUUCGCACAGCAGAUGAUUAUGUUUUUCAGGGAGACACACACGAGAUUUCAUCGCCAAGUAUCAGCUCUUCUUUCUUUAGUUGGCUGGACAGGAAUAAACACGAUGACACAAGCUGUUUUCAGUCAGUUCUUCACUAUUAUUCAGCCGAAUAUAACUGAUGAAGAACUCGAAAACUUGUGGAAGAGAUAUUCCUUGGAACAACUGGAAAGAGAAGCACAAGGAACAGUAAAUAACUCGAUGAUUGGACUGGGAAGGAACUCAUCAAGUUAUUUCUCUCUUGGAGAAGGCGGAGGAGGCGAUGAUGUCUUCAAUGAACAAGAACAAACAAAAAUAGGUUUCAUUCAAUUUUGUUCUGAUUGGCCUGAAAUAUCCAGCAACAUUUUGAAGCUUUUCUACAACGAAAACUUAGAAUCACAGCUUACAAAUCUACCACAACCAUUGCUGAUGCUAAUCAAAUACAUGAGAAGCAGAUUCACUCAUUUCUUGAGAGACAUAAAUAAGAAAUUGCCUCCAGAAAACAGAGCAAUUGGUGAGAAGCCAAGAACAGCAUUUAGAAAUGCUUUGGUUCGUUGUGACAUUGGUGAUGCAAUUUCUUGUUACAGAAGAUACUUACAAGUUCUUGAUUUGAAAUUAGUUGAACAAAGACCAUACAUUCAAUUGAUGCAAAACGUAUCAGAGAAUGAAAUUAAAGCUGUGAGAGAUAUGCUGUUUUCAAGAGAAAACCUUGUAUGCACAGAAAUUGGAUUGGCUGUUGAUCCAAUUGAAGAUUAA